This is a messenger RNA of Rhinichthys klamathensis goyatoka, 3993 nucleotides long. RefSeq names its product epithelial cell transforming 2 (gene ect2). The transcript has 26 exons. The coding region runs from base 357 to 3209 and encodes 950 amino acids. Gene Ontology annotation, biological process: activation of GTPase activity; regulation of cytokinesis, actomyosin contractile ring assembly; mitotic cytokinesis. NCBI's taxonomy places the organism in Eukaryota, Metazoa, Chordata, Actinopteri, Cypriniformes, Leuciscidae. Gene Ontology annotation, molecular function: GTPase activator activity; guanyl-nucleotide exchange factor activity. Gene Ontology annotation, cellular component: cell cortex; nucleus. The record is from RefSeq and is a predicted model, not a curated record.
GCUUGCUUUUUUGAAUUCAGAGAGAGAUUUGAGCAGAAAACCACCUAUCAAAUGAGCGUAUACAAUGGGCUUAAAAUUCCCACUAAACUUAUUUUCGUAACUUAACCGUAUUAUUUUGCACUUUGGACAAACUUUACGUGUCAUUGCGACGACGGCGGUGUUUACGUUUGCAGGCGUUAGUUUUAAUCAAUAGUUUGGCUAACAUAUCCCCAGAUUGCUCAGCUGGUUCGGCAACCAGCCGAACUCUCAGUGUUUCCUCAUUCACCAGAACAUUUUCCAGCACAAAUCUGGUCUAAAGUUUUAAACGCUUUUGAUAUUCUGGACAGGACUGGGUCGCCACCCCUUGUCACAGCGCCAUGGCUGACAGCAGCAUAGUUACUUUAGGGCCGGGCCGCAGCCUGCUGGUGGACUCCUCCGUUUACGACUCCCGGAUGGCCGAGACCACAAAGGAGCAAUUUUUCUUCGGUCUACACGCAGACGAGACAGAGGAUGCAUUGCCCAGAGUUGAGACCAGGGUGGUGUUGGUGGGGGAGGCCGGCAACAUCGCAGAACUUGAGAAAGCCCUUCAGGCCAUCACAAUAAUGGAAGUCCCGGUGGUAAAGAUUAAAGAAGGGCAGCCGGGCACAGAGGCGCGUGAGAAAUUGAUAAAAUCUAUAGUCAAUAUGGAUAUAAACACCCGCUGCAUCAAGACUGACAAUGUCAGAGAUUUUGGUGACGGCGAGAAUUGUGAGUUCGAGACGGUGUUUGUGUUGAAAGACUUCCAGGCUCCGGAAUACAGCUUCCUGUACAAGAAUGACAGCCGUAUCCUGGGGCCUCCUGCCGUGAUGCACUGCGCCAGCAAGGGAGAGCCUCUGCCGUUCUCCUCCAGGCCUCUCUACUCUAUGACCAUGCUCAACUUGUCUCUCUGCUUCACCGGAUUCCGUAAAAAAGACGAAGUGGUUACCCUGGUAAAUCUCGUUCAUCACAUGGGGGGUACCAUCCGAAAAGACUUUGACAGCACUAAAGUCUCACACCUCAUCGCCCAUUCAACCCAUGGUGAAAAGUACAGGUUGGCAGUGUGCAUGGGCACACCCAUCCUCACCCCUGAGUGGAUACGCAAGGCAUGGGAGCACAGAGAUGACAUUAAUUUCCAUGCAGGCAACGAGGAGUUCCGCACAGAGUUUAAAGUCCCUCCGUUCCAGGACUGCGUGUUGAGCUUUCUGGGAUUCUCUGAGGAGGAGAAAACUAACAUGGAGGAGAGAACUCAGAAACACGGUGGACGAGUCCAGGCGGUGGGUGAUGAAAAGUGCACCCACUUGGUAGUUGAGGAGAACUCCAUUAAAGAACUGCCCUUUACUCCCUUGAAAAGACUCUAUGUCGUGAAGCAGGAGUGGUUUUGGGGCAGUAUACAAAUGGACGCCCGUGCUGGGGAAUCUAUGUACUCUUAUGAAAAGCCCGAGAGUCCUGCGAUGAAGAAAGCCGUGUCUCUGCUGUCUCUCACGACACCCAACAGUGGCAGGAAACGCAGACGUCUCAGAGAAACAUUGGCUCAGCUCACCAAAGAGACAGAGAUUUCUCCCUUCCCACCACGCAAGAGACCCUCGGCUGAGCACUCCCUCUCCAUGGGCUCACUGCUGGACAUCUCCAACACACCCGACACGUGCAAAACCAGUGGAGAGCUCAGGUGCAGGAGGAGCAGCGGUAGGCGGAGGAGUGCCAGACAGCGUAGAUCAGAGAAAGAGUGGCCACUGCAGCGUACAAGCACUCCUGUGUGCAGACAGGAAAACCAGACAGAGAAUGCCAAACCUCCCAAAAGCUCGACUCCCGCCCUUCCCAAGCAGUCAGCGCGAUGGCAGGUCUCCAAGGAGCUCUACCAAACCGAGAGCAACUACGUUGAUAUCCUGGCCACAGUCAUGCAGCUCUUCAAAUACCCACUGGACAAAGAGGGGCAGGUGGGCGGCCCCAUUCUAGCUCAAGAAGAGAUCAAGACCAUCUUUGGCAGUAUUCCAGACAUCUAUGAUGUGCACACGAGAAUAAAGGCGGAUCUCGAGGAGUUGGUGAUGAACUGGUCUGAAGAGAGGAGCGUUGGAGACAUUAUCCUGAAAUAUUCUAGAGAGCUGGUGAAGGCCUACCCACCAUUUGUCAACUUCUUUGAGAUGAGCAAAGAGACCAUAGUGAGAUGUGAGAGACAGAAGCCAAGGUUUCAUGCGUUCCUGAAGAUUAAUCAGGCUAAACCCGAGUGUGGCCGCCAGACUCUCGUUGAGCUUUUGAUUCGUCCAGUACAGAGACUGCCGAGCGUCGCCCUCUUGCUGAACGAUAUAAAGAAACAUACAUCAGAUGACAACCCUGAUAAAGUGACACUUGAACAGGCCAUCGAGUCUCUCAAGGAAGUGAUGACGCAUAUAAAUGAGGAUAAAAGGAAAACCGAGGGACAGAAACAGAUCUUUGAUGUUGUUUACGAGGUGGACGGGUGCCCUGCCAAUCUGUUGUCGUCCCACCGGAGUCUGGUUCACAGGGUGGAGACCAUCGCUCUGGGAGACAAACCCUGCGAUCGGGGAGAACAUGUCACACUCUUCCUUUUCAACGACUGUUUGGAGAUCGCCAGGAAGAGACACAAGGUGAUAACCACGUUCCGGAGUCCGUUGGGUCAGACACGGCCGCCCGCCCAGCUCAAACACAUAGCCCUGAUGCCCCUGUCCCAGAUCAGAAGAGUCCUUGACAUCCAAGACACAGAGGAUUGUCAGAAUGCCUUUGCCCUGGUGGUACGUCCUCCUACAGAACAGGAGAACCUGUUAUUCAGUUUCAAGUUGACGGCCGAGGACACACUCAAAUCUGCCUGGCUCAAAACUCUAUGUCGACAAGUGGCCAACACGAUUUGCCGAGCUGAUGCGGAAGAUCUCAUUCAGAGCACUGAUCCUGACUCCGUCCAAGUGAGCACAAAGGACAUGGACAGCACGCUCAGCCGAGCAUCCAGGGCCAUCAAAAAGACCUCAAAGAAGGUCACAAGAGCGUUUUCUUUCACUAAAACCCCCAAGCGUGUGCUUCAGAGGGCAUUUAUGGCCAAUGGUACCCCAGAUGAGAGGAGUCCUGGCCCAGAUGGCGAUCACAUGGGCCGAAUGUCCAGCAGCUCCACACUGGCUGCUGUUCAUUCCCCAUCCAUGAUCAACCUCUCCUCUGCCUUUGAGAGGAAGUAUCACACCUUCAGCAGAUCCACAACUCACCUGAUCUGAACGUUGCAUUCUGCACUCUACAGUAUUGAAAUUAAUUCCACACUACGGUACCACGUCCGCCCGACGCCUCUAGCACAUGCCCCCCCACCCGGGUUUAAUCUACAGGUCCAGAACCCACCGAAUGAAGGAACGGCUUGUGUUGAUGGCGAUGUCUGGGCUCAUUUAAUUAACAUAGGAACAUUUAUAACUGUCGUCUUCUGAUUUUAUUAGAGUAGAGUUUUCACGCAAUUAUUAACCACUGCAAGUAUUUCAUGUUUUAUUUCUUAAUCUAAACUAAUGUAGUUUUCAGCUUUUAUAAAGCUAUAGACAUCUGGCCAUUGCAUUUUCAGUGGAAGUGCACAGUAAUGUCUGGUUUAAAAUGCAGCCUUGUACUCUUAGAAGUGAUUAUUUUAUUUUAUCGUUGAUUUAGGGGUAUUGGUUUCUAUAAGUCAAAAGAGAGUUGUUGUGGUCAGCCUGCCAUAUUUAUUCUCCAGAAUCACUUCUAAAAAUGUUUAUGUAAAUCCUCUUUUCUGUCUCUAUUUAUGUGUAAAUAUUGUAUUUGUCCUCAUGUGAUCGUCAUACUAAUUACAGUUUGUCUCUACCUUUUUGUAGUCUCUGCACUUACAUCAACACCAACAUGAAUUCAUGUGUAAAGCAAAAUUCACUUUAGUCUGUAAAAGGGAUUUAUAGAAUGUCCUUGCCAACUGCAGAUUUGUUUGGAGUGGGUUGGUUUUAUGUUAUUGGUUUGACUACUUUUGAAGGUGACUUCAUUUAUUCUUUAUCAAUAAAAGAAGCAUAAAGCCUU